GGAGCAGUCCCUCCUCCCGGAGCUCACUGACCGACUGACUGACUGAAAGAGAGCUAGAUUUACUUAACGUUAAGGGUCAUUAGCACGGUGUGUUAGGAAAAGGAGAAAGAAUGGCACCAAAGAGAAAGGCAGCAUCUGCAGCCAAAGCGGGAGGGAAGAAGAUAAAGCAGGAGCCUGAGACUCCAGUAAAAGACAAGUUUGCAUCUGCUAAGGACGCUCUGAAGGCCACAGGACCACAGACUAAGGCCAAGAGGAAACCAGACAGCUUUUGUAAACUGUCAAAUCCUGAGGUACACGAGGACUACGACUGUAUGCUGAAUCAAACUAACAUAGGAAAUAACAACAACAAAUUUUAUGUGAUCCAAGUCUUAGUUGUUGGAGGAAGGUACUAUUGCUGGACAAGAUGGGGCAGAGUGGGAGAGUCAGGACAGAACAAUUUAGCUGGCCCUUCAAAUGUUGAUACUGCCACUAAGAACUUUGAGAAGAAAUUCAAAGACAAGACGAAGAACAACUGGAGCGAUCGGGAAAACUUUGUCUCUUACUCCGGGAAGUACACUCUGAUAGAGGUGGAUGGGGACCAGGAUGUUGAAGUGAAAGUUGAUGCUGUAGAUGCUGGAGCUGCGACGGUGAAAAAGAACAUUCUGCCAUGCACACUGGACAGUUCCACUCAAAGGCUCAUGAAGUUCAUCUUCAACAAUGACAUGUUCAAAGAAGCCAUGGAGAACAUGAACCUCGACAUUAAGAAGAUGCCACUGGGGAAGCUGAGUAAGCAGCAGAUUGCAAAAGGGUUUGAGGCAUUAGAGGAGAUUGAGGAGGCCAUAAAGAAGAAAAGUAAUCAAAACACUUUAGCAGAGAUCACUUCUAAGUUCUUCACCAUUAUUCCACAUAAUUUUGGCCGCAGUAGACCCCCUGUCAUCAACGAUGCUUCCAUCCUUCAAAGCAAGAAAGAGAUGCUUCUGGUCUUAGCAGAUAUAGAGAUAGCCCAGUGCCUCAAAGCCGAGUCAGAAAAGGCUAAAGAGGAGAUGAUAGAGACUGCGCCUCAUCCAGUAGACCAGGACUACCAGUCUCUCAAAUGCAACCUCACCCUGCUAGAUAAGAAAUCCAAUGAAUUUAAGAUUAUUGAGAAGUACUUAAACACCACUGGCCGUGGACUCACCAUAGUAGAUGUAUGGGAAGUAGACAGAGAAAAAGAGGCAGAGCGCUUCAGUGAGAACGAUACUUUGGAGAACCGGAAGCUGCUAUGGCACGGCACGAAUGUGGCAGUGGUCGCAGCCAUUUUGAAGAGCGGCCUUCGCAUCAUGCCCCACUCUGGAGGACGGGUGGGCAGGGGGAUCUACUUUGCCUCUGAAAAUCAGAAAUCAGCUGGUUAUGUCUGCCCUUCAAACAAUAUUGGGAUUAUGUUUCUCAAUGAAGUUGCUCUGGGAAGAGAGCACACCAUCACUGUAGAUGACUGUGGCCUAAGAAAGCCUCCUAAUGGCUAUGACAGUGUGGUAGCACGUGGAAGACAAGAACCAGAUCCCUCAAAAGAUGUCAUCAUUGAGUUGGAUGGUAAGAAGGUGGCAGUUCCACAGGGAAAAGCUAUAAACCAGCCUCAAUAUGAAAACAGCCAUUUCUAUAACAGUGAGUAUCUCAUUUAUAAAGAAAGUCAGUGUCGCAUCCGUUACCUGCUGGAGCUCCGUUUUAAUGGCACUACUAAGUAGACUGGGAAAAAAACAGGAAAUUGUUCUGGUAAUAACAUGAAGGUAUAAGUUGCACUUUACUAAGCAAAAGACAUUGUUCUGUCAAGAGUCGGAUUUGUUGACAUAUCAAGCAUAAUUUCACUUGAGUACAGUAUGAGAUCAGUUGGCAACCUGGAUUUAUGAACCUACUUUUUCAUGUGAGAGACACUUUAGUAAGUAUUUUUGUUGCUUUAUAAGUGGCGAUUACCCAUGAUGUAUUUUUUUUUUUUUUACUGUGAAUGAAUAAACCUUCUAAUAAUUAAAAAAAAAUUUGCAAUUUACAUGUAAAGACAUUUUGAAGUUAAACAUUUACUUUUUUUCAGUUCCAAAUGUAACAUUUUCAAUUUUAUCACUUGGAUUUUUUGUUUGGAAAAGUCAGGUUCAUGGUAGAGUUAGAUGUUAUAUUUCUCUGUUCAAAUCUUGUGUUUUAUUAAAGUUACAUGGUGCCACUAUAUUCAACCAUACUGCUUGAGCAUUGUAUGGGCAAAUAGACUCUUGAAAAAGCUUGAGAAUUGCAUCUAGAAUAUGUGCAUCUCCAUGAUGUAGGUGUAAAGCAACAUCAAUUGAUGAUUUGGGCUUCCUUUCAAAGGAGCUUUAGUUUUAAAUGCAUGUCAAUUUGUCACGUUAUUUGAUACCUUUUCAUCUUACUUCAAAAUUAGCUUUUCAAAAGUCCUACUUUGCAUAGCUCUCAUUCCAAAUCCCUCAAAAUACAGUACAGUGUGGUUGCUAAUGUUUUUGUUAUAAGUGUAGCAUUUUCAGGUACUCUCUCACAAGAUAUUAUGAUGACCCAUUCUUCAUUUACUCUUAUGUGUAACACCUUUGAAUGUUUUAUAUUUGUUUGGACAUUGUUCCUUUUGAUUAUGAUAAUACAUUUCUUAGUAUGUUAUGCAGAGAUCACUUCAUGCUUCUGCUUCAUUCUUUUAGCACCAUGACAGAUCAGUAAUAGUGGCUACUGAUGUUUUUUUGAAAGUGUAAACGGUUUGACACUUUAUAACGUAUCUCUUCAUAUUGCACUUAAGGAUGUACUGUAGAUUUUGGACAGCAUUUAGCCAAAGACUUUUUUUCAUGCUUCAAAGUUAUAUUGCACACUUGUUAUAAUAGAUUCUGAAUGAAUGUUAAGGUCCUAAGAGUGCCUUAGUGAUGUUAUUGCUGUAAUAACAAUGCAAUGCAAAAAAUAAAUAAUUGUGUUAACCCCUCA
Messenger RNA from Pygocentrus nattereri (red-bellied piranha), 2916 nucleotides. RefSeq names its product poly (ADP-ribose) polymerase family, member 3 (gene parp3). The record is from RefSeq and is a predicted model, not a curated record. The coding region runs from base 111 to 1700 and encodes 529 amino acids. Gene Ontology annotation, cellular component: site of double-strand break. Lineage: Eukaryota; Metazoa; Chordata; Actinopteri; Characiformes; Serrasalmidae. Gene Ontology annotation, molecular function: NAD+ poly-ADP-ribosyltransferase activity. The transcript is spliced from 11 exons.